Conger conger (European conger) is the source of this 909-nucleotide messenger RNA. RefSeq names its product proteinase-activated receptor 3-like. Lineage: Eukaryota; Metazoa; Chordata; Actinopteri; Anguilliformes; Congridae. The record is from RefSeq and is a predicted model, not a curated record. Gene Ontology annotation, molecular function: G protein-coupled receptor activity. The transcript has a single exon. Gene Ontology annotation, biological process: phospholipase C-activating G protein-coupled receptor signaling pathway; positive regulation of Rho protein signal transduction. The coding region runs from base 1 to 909 and encodes 302 amino acids. Gene Ontology annotation, cellular component: membrane.
AUGGAGAUCUUCUACUUCAACUCCUCCAUCCUCAACAUCCAUAAGCCGUCAAACAGCAGCGGUGGAUGGGGUGAAAUGACCUUGUACGAGCAAUGUAAGCACAUGCCUGAGGGGCUGAUCUUUUAUCUGAUCCUGCAGUUCAUCAACAUGUUCCUGGGGAUCCCUGCUAACCUGAUGGUGCUGUGGCUCCUGCACAAGAACAAGGGGGACUCAUCGAGCUCCGACAUCUUCAUCCUCCACCUGGCCAUCCUGGAUACCUUCUUCUGCCUCUCUCCACCCCUAGAAUUGGCCAAUAUAAUCUUCCUCAACACCAACAACAAAACAUGGGAUGUCCUGAACUUCUUCUACGGGGUGAAAGACUGCUCGCUCCUCUUCCUCUCCUGCAUCUGUCUGGACCGUUAUAUGGCCGUCCUGCACCCCAUCACCUUCACUGAGCUGAAGGACCGAAGCCACCGCACGGUGUGUGCCACUGUGGCGUGGUUGGUCACCAUAGCCUAUGGGGUAACAAGAUGUGUGGGCAACAUCCCCAACUUUCGGAGGGUCUUUAUCGUCAUGCUUCUGGCAGCUUUUGCCUUCAUGUUCUUCUGCAAUGUGGCCAUCCUGCGAGCUCUUCGCCAGUCAGGCCCUGGCCGUGACGAGAUGCACCCCGUCAAGAAGAGGGCCUUCAAGAUGGUGCUCAUCAUCCUGGGCAUCAUCGUCUUCAACUACUUCCCACCUGUAGCCCUGUUUCCCUUUCAGGAGUACUUCUCCCUGGAUGAGAACUACUGCUAUGUCUACCCUCUAGCAUUUAGCUUCAUGGACAUCAGCAGCAGCAUUCAGCCUGUUCUCUACCUCUCCCGAGAGAUUCCCAGAGUCCUUUGUUGCUGCCCUAAGAAGCAAGACUCAGGAAGGUCCACCGAUCCAAGCUGA